CUUAUCAGUUAUAUAUAUCGAAUUUGCUAUGUAGUUUUUCCAUAAGAUACUACCGUUGGAUGUUUGAUAAGAUAAAGCGGAUAUGUUGUGCUCCUUAAAUGAAUGAAUUUUGCUGUAAAUAAAUCUUAGUCUAUUUAAAGUGAUACAAUGUUCUUCUUUCUGUUAUUUCUAUCUAUAACUGCACUUUCACAGUUAGUACAUGAGCAUUCCAAACCUGUUCCAUCAUUCCGAAUCAUCCAUGGAAGGGUUGCAGGCCUACAUUCUCAUCCAUAUCAAGUUGGCAUUUACGUAACGGGAAAAAUUCAAUCCCAGUUUUGUGGCGGAUCAUUGGUAUCGAACAAUUAUGUUUUGACAGCAGCACACUGCGUUGAAGACGUAAAUGCACUAAGCAUGGAACUGAUCUUCGGAGCGCACAACGUCACUGACAAGUCCGAGGAAACUCAAGUGAGACGGAUUUCCACAGAAUUCACUGUUCACCCUGGUUGGGACUGGUCGUUGAAACAAGGAGAUGUUGCUUUGGUCAAACUGCCGGAACCUGUCAACGAAACUGAGCACAUCAAGAUCAUUCGACUUCAUAGCGGAAACGAAACAUUUGCAGAAGAAAAAGGUACGCUAGCAGGCUGGGGCAUAACAUCCAAUACCCAAACACAGUAACCCCCCUUCUCCAUGAAGUGAACAUGACCAUAAUGUCAAACGCAGACUGUGCUGCAGGUUUCUCCCAGCUACAAGGCGUUCAUAAAGCCCAGCUUGCUCUGCACUCAGGCCUUGAGAGCGGCGUGAAAGUGGGCUUCUGCAAGGGUGAUUCUGGAGGGCCGUUGGUAGUUGGAAAGGGUCCUGACAGUUGGCUGCAAGUGGGAGUCGUGUCUUUCGGGCAAAGUGACUGCGAAAAGGGGCUGCCUUCAGUGUUUGAGAGGGUCGCGAAGUAUGUCGAUUGGGUAAAGGCUAACAGCGACGUUGUAGUUUAGUAGAACUACAUUUGUACAGAGUGUACAGAAUGUUAUGAAUUUAAGGAUAAGCGUAUGAACAAAGUUGAUGUAUAUGGUGAUUCUAAGGAAUAAAGUAAAUAAAAAAUAGCACGUAAAGCUUA
Messenger RNA from Acanthoscelides obtectus, 1087 nucleotides. The record is from the annotation of a GenBank genome assembly. Lineage: Eukaryota; Metazoa; Arthropoda; Insecta; Coleoptera; Chrysomelidae.